This is a messenger RNA of Danio rerio (zebrafish), 1522 nucleotides long. RefSeq names its product synaptotagmin XII (gene syt12). The record is from RefSeq and is marked provisional. Lineage: Eukaryota; Metazoa; Chordata; Actinopteri; Cypriniformes; Danionidae.
CGCAGAGGAAAGCCCAGACUCACUUCAGAUCUGAUCUAAACACGCGAUCGGAUCCCCGCUCGUGCAUCUGAAGCUCUAAUGCGCGUUAAUUGAUGGAUGAAAGUGUGUGCGAGCAGGAGAGGGAGAAACAGACACUGCUGAAGGAGGCACUAUGUCUGUACAGGGUCAGGAUAUUUCUGAAUAUCAUCUGAGCGUGGUGCUGAACCCGCCGGGAUGGGAGGUGUGUUUGUUUGUGUUCGGGUUUCUGGUUCUGUUUGCUGUGGUUAUAGUCAAUCUGUGGAGAUUAUAUAAAUCCGGCACCUUCCCGACUCCCUCUCCAUUCCCGAACUUUCACUACCGCUACCUGCAGGAGAAAUAUGGCUCGUCCCACUCCGAGGUCAGACAAAAGCGUGUUGCUGCUUGUAACCAGCGGAGGGCGUCGUCUGCAAGCCGAAAGCCGAGUCUGCAGCUGCUGGACACUCCAGACGGUCUCCGUGAUUUGGGGACCCUGGAGCUGAUGAGUCGAGAGCUGGACCAGAGCGGAGGCUCCCUGAACCGCUCCGUGUCCUCAGAGUCGCUGUGCUCCAUCUCGUCUGUGGCUCAGACCUUCGGGCAUGAUUUUACGGUGGGCCAGCUGGAGGUCACGCUGGAGCUGGACACUCGGGCGUCUCUGCUGCUCGUCGCUCUGCAUCAGGGCAAAGACCUGCUGGAGAAAGAGGAGGAGAACUUCCCCGGAUGCUUCAUCACCGUCACACUCGUCCCGCAGCAGAUCAACCUGGGGGCCACGCAGGUCCAGAGGAACGCCUUCACCGUGGUAUUUGACGAGCGUUUCUCUGUUCCUCUGGAAUCAGUCAAUCUGGAGGAGAACAGUCUGCGAUUCUCCACCUUUGGUGUGGAUUCAGACGAAAGGAACAUCACUGCUGGAGUGGCAGAACUCAAACUGUCGGAUCUGGAUUUGCCAUAUCGGCCGUUUAACGCCUGGCUCUAUUUACAGGACAUCAACAAGGCUGUGGAUGCUGUGGGAGAGAUCCUGCUGUCUCUCAGUUAUCUGCCCACUGCAGAGCGUCUCACCGUGGUCAUCGCUAAAGCCAAGAACCUGGUCUGGACUAAUGGAAAGACCACAGCAGAUCCAUUUGUGAAGGUGUACCUGCUCCAGGACGGCAGGAAGAUCAGUAAAAAAAAGACGUCCAUAAAGAGGGAUGAUACUAAUCCAAUCUUCAAUGAGGCUAUGAUCUUCUCAGUGCCAGCUAUCGUCCUGCAGGAUCUCUCUCUGAGAGUGACGGUCGCUGAGAGCACAGAGGACGGCCGUGGUGAAAACGUAGGUCAUGUGAUCAUCGGCCCGGAGGCCAGUGGGAUGGGAAUCACUCACUGGAACCAGAUGCUGGCGACUCUGCGCAAACCCGUCUCAAUGUGGCACCCGCUGCGGAGGACCUAAGCCUGUCUGCAUGGAGCCUACUGUCUAACUGUCCUCACAGUAAAGACCUCUCAGUGUGUGUCCCGUGGAUGGAUCUGGAAAGAGAGAGAAAUCGGUGGCUCAGCAUGA